AUGGCUUGUUUCAUGGUCAGAUGUGCUCACUGUGUAGCAUUUUUCUUUCUCCUGAGUGCAGCUAUGACAACUUACCUAUAUGUUGACACCCGCACUAACACGUCAUUUAAAAUAGCGUCGGUUCAUACUAUCGCUUUAUACAACUACGGUUGUGUGCUAAGUAACGGUACUAGAUUCUACAUUGUGCCGAAAGAUGUCAAUGGAAUUGAUGUCAUCGACCGUGUUGCGGACAGUAUUUACGGAGUGAACGCCAAUGGUGAUAAAGUCAUAUAUUCACUAUCAACACAAGGUCUGUCAUCCAACCAAGUUCUGCAGUACACAACGAAAAUGCCAUAUUCAGAUGAUUAUGGGCUGUACUUCGAGAAAUGCGCCAAAAUAACUGACGACGCAGUAGGACAAGUAAAUAUAGCUUGGGCGGUGACAUUGAUAAUGUUCGUACUGAUGUUUAUAGCAUAUGUACUUACAUAUUACUUGUUUGUAGUAAAGUGUUCCAGCAACUAUGAGAACAUAGCUUAG
Macrosiphum euphorbiae (potato aphid) is the source of this 516-nucleotide messenger RNA. The record is from the annotation of a GenBank genome assembly. NCBI's taxonomy places the organism in Eukaryota, Metazoa, Arthropoda, Insecta, Hemiptera, Aphididae.